Molecule: messenger RNA, 2972 nt
Organism: Zingiber officinale
Lineage: Eukaryota; Viridiplantae; Streptophyta; Magnoliopsida; Zingiberales; Zingiberaceae
Product: thiol protease SEN102-like
Exons: 4
Coding region: 1606-2817 (403 amino acids)
Cellular component (GO): lysosome
Molecular function (GO): cysteine-type endopeptidase activity
Source: RefSeq, a predicted model, not a curated record
UCUGGUUUCACUCAUCAAGACUUUUCAUUUGCCUGACUUCACUCAUCAAGACUUUUCAUUUGCCUGACUUCAUUCAUCAAGACUUUCACCUAGUUUCACUCAUUAGGAUUUUCAUCUGCCUGGUUUCACUCACAAAGACUUUCACCUAGCUUCACUCACUAAGAUUUUCCCACUGCACGACUUCACUCAUCGGGAUUUUUACUUGGCUUCACUCAUCAGGAUUUUCACUUUCCUAACAUCCAGAUAAGACUUUUCUAAUCAAGUAUCCGGUCAACCUUGACCUACUUGACUCUUCUUCACAUUAAUCUAGUCAAAUCCUGAUCAAAGGAAAAUUGCAUCAACAAUCUCUCCAGUCGAACGAUUACACUUGUAAUUUUCAUAUAUUGUUAAACAUCGAAAUUCAAAUAUCAAGAUUUAAACUUGAAUCAAUUUAAACUUAGUCAAUCUAGACAAUCUUGAUUCAGAGGAUACUGCACCAAUAAUGUGAAGCUAAGCAAGAGAAGUCAUUGCUCAUUAAACAAUUAAUUACUCGUCAACAAGAUAGGGGAAUUUGAGACUUAAAUAGAGAGUCAUAUUUGGUUGACAAAUGGCAGCUAUCUCGUCAUUGAUCUUUGAAUUAGAUAUUGAAUUGAGUGAUAAAUGAGUCUAUUGAUGUUUGAAUUAGAUAUUGAAUUGAGUGAUAAAUGAGUCUAUGUACUGUCCAAUCACGACUUCAAAUUCUAGCCAGGAUUGAAGUAUAAUAAAUCAUUACUCCAUUCUUUUCAACAAUACAAUUAAUUGACUACAUUCUUAGGCAUCCGUUGGACCACUCAACAAAUAUCGAGACAACGACAAGAAGUCGUGAAGUACAUAGAUAGCAUAUUCUAUUUAUUUGUUCUUUGCCUAAUAGUCAAUGGUGUGUUAAACAAAAUGACCAAGCCUUCAUUUAGUAACACAGAAGGCGCUUUCUACUUGCGUGUGUUGUUUAAUUGAUUCCCUUUUGCUCUAUUUUUUUUUUAGUUUUUAAAUGGAGUUAUGUCCUCUUAUUCAUUGGGAUGGAGUAAGAUGUCUUCUAUCAAUUUACUUGUGAAUCAUUGUGAACUUAUGCAAUAAAUGCUCUAAUUAAAAGAUGAUGCCCUGUUUUACAGCCUCCUUUGGAGGGUCUUCUGGUCGUAUGGUAUGCUACCGUUAAAAGAGAUUUAAAACUUAAACGAUAAAAAGGAAAUUCGAAGAUAGACAGUUAUAAGACUCCAAAGUAGGACUUCACAUUGCUCUAAAAAAAUUUAAUAAAAGACCUUAGAAUCACUUACUUUCUUACUAGGUAUCUCUUACCGCCAAGCAAGAACAAGAACAGCGUGCUUGCCACCUUGUUAUCCUCCCUCGUUAAACUCCUUGCUCCUACAAGCAACGCAAUGCAAAUUCAAUCAUCAAAUUAUUUAACGAAAACAACAAAAAGCAUACACAAACUGACAAGCAACGUGAGCAAAACAUUCACUGCAGAAAUCAUUUGGAUUUUGAUCGACUCCCUGGCAAAUUGCGUGAUCUUCCUUCACCCACCACAUGUGAUCUACCUUCCUUGAGAGCCUCUUCGCCAUUCAUUUCUGAAACCAUCACCACUUUCUCUCCAUGAAUUUAAGCUCCCAGCCGUUCCCCACAAGCAACACUCAAGUGCAUCUCCUCUAUAAAUCAACACUCCACCGCAGCGGCAUUCCAUCGAACAGUUGGUGUGCAAGAGCGGCAAUGAAGAAGAUGGCCGUGCUCCUGCUACUGCUGGUCGUCGCAGUGGCCACCGCCGAAGCCAUUCCGUUCGAGGAGAAGGAUUUGGCGUCGGAGGAGAGCAUCUGGGACCUGUACGAGCGGUGGCGGAGCCACCACACAGUGGCGCGGGACCUCGACGAGAAGCGGAGGCGGUUCAACGUGUUCAAGGAGAACGUGCGGUUCAUCCACGAGUUCAACCAGCGGAAGGAGGCGCCGUACAAACUCCGCCUCAACAAGUUCGGCGACAUGACCAACCACGAGUUCCGGGCCGCCUACGCCGGGUCCAAGGUCGCCCACCACCGGGCGCUGCGCGGAGGGAGGGAGGAGACGGGAAGAAGCAAAGCUAGGAGCUUCGAUUACGAGGAGCGCACGCCCCGCCUGCCGUCGUCGGUGGACUGGAGGAAGAAGGGCGCCGUAACUCCGGUCAAGGACCAGGGCCAGUGCGGGAGCUGCUGGGCAUUCUCCACUGUGGUGGCCGUGGAAGGAAUAAAUCAAAUUGAGACAAAUAAAUUGAUCUCUUUAUCCGAGCAACAGCUUAUCGAUUGCGAUACGAAGGACAAUGAAGGGUGCAAUGGAGGUCUCAUGGAUUAUGCAUUUGAGUUCAUCAAGAAGAAUGGGGGUCUCGUAACUGAGGAUGACUAUCCUUACAAAGCUGAUGAUGGAAAAUGUGCCAUCUCAGAGAACUUGCCGGUAGUUACAAUUGAUGGUUAUGAGGAUGUUCCAACGAACAAUGAAAAUGCUCUGAUGGAGGCUGUAGCAAAUCAACCGGUGUCCGUCGCCAUUGAGGCAAGCGGAUCGGCAUUCCAAUUCUACUCCGAGGGAGUUUUCACCGGGCGUUGCGGCACAGACUUGGAUCAUGGAGUUGCAAUUGUUGGAUAUGGAACAACGUUAGAUGGGACGAAGUAUUGGAUAGUCAAAAACUCAUGGGGAGAGGAGUGGGGAGAGAAGGGCUACAUCAGGAUGGAAAGGGGAAUUAGGGCGAAACACGGAUUGUGUGGUAUCGCGAUGGAGGCUUCUUACCCCAUCAAGUCGUCACCCAACCCUACAAAGAAGGCAUCAUCUUCCAAGGAUGAACUUUAAGAUGAUUCCUAUAGUGGAUGGAAAUAUCUUUAGUUAUGUUUGUUUGGAUUGUUGCCAUUAACAAAUAAAAUACCAAUAAAUAUUGGCAUACUAGAAAUUGAGUAUUUUGCUGUGUGCAUGUUUCCAUGGGAUCUAGCUAACUAACAUGUUCAACU